Molecule: messenger RNA, 1379 nt
Organism: Emiliania huxleyi CCMP1516
Lineage: Eukaryota; Haptophyta; Isochrysidales; Noelaerhabdaceae
Exons: 7
Source: RefSeq, a predicted model, not a curated record
AUGGCGGGCGAGGCCGUCACGGCCAUGAUCGUGGCUGCCGACGCCGGCGACAACCCGUUGGCGGACCGCCGCGAGGACCGGGAGGCGGCGGCGGAGCGGGAGAGGAAGGCGAAGGUGGCGAAGCUCAACUCGCAGACGGCGAACGCGAUGGACGUGGUGCGGGCGCAACAGGCCGCGAAGGAGCGGGGAGCCUUCGACGAGGCGGCUCUCAGGGCGAACGAGGUCGCGGGAGCGCCGGUCACGCCUCCGGUGGUGCUCGGCACGGGCCCUGCGCGGUGGCUCUACGGCGAGGACCCGGUCAAGAGCAGCGCGGCGGGCGCGGCGAUGGAGCUCCGCUUCGUCUGGCGGCGAAGCAGCUCCGCCUCGACGGGGGAGCGCUCUCGCGCACCGCCGCCGGCGCGCCUCGAACCGCCCCCACGGCCCUGCAGGACACGCGGCGCGCUCAAGCUCGCGCUCGACGAAAUCGACGGGCUCGACGCCACCUUCGCCCCUCUCGAGUUGAGGGGGACAACCAACUCACUCGCAUGCAAUGAGUUCUCAAAGGCUCGACGGCACCCUCGCCCUCGAGUGCGGCGACCGCCUCCUCUUCGUCUGCGGCUACUCCUCCACCGCCGCAGCCGCGGAGUGGCACUCCAGCGCCCUCGACGCGCUGGCGACCUUCGCCGACGAGCAGCCGGGCGGGCUUGCGCAGCGGAGCGGCUCGGGCUUCAUCGUCCAGGCGCACAAGGAGGUGCCGCAGGAGGUUGCGCCGCGCGGGCCCCACCUCGCGGCCCUCCUCGCCACUCCGGGAGGCUCGCGCCGCUGCCCCGCCACCCCCGCCGGCGCGCGGCGAGGGAGGCCGCCCCCGCUGCGCUGGUCCAACUCUGGCACCCUCUUCACCUACCCGGAGAAGACGAGCGCCUCGAAGCGAUCCGUCGGGUCGGACGAGAGCGACCGCAGCUCGGCCUCCGAGACGUGGGGCUGGCAGGCCACCGCAGCUGUCGCCGCAGCCGCCGCCGCCGCCGCCGUUCUGGCGGCCGCCGCGGUGCUGAGGAGGGCCGGGCCGCCGGCGCGGUGAGCCGCGUUUUGGGACAAGGAGGGCGGGUCGAAGUAAUGGUAAGCACGCGUCAGACAGCGCAACACUCUCAACGCAGUUCGUGUGUCUACGUCCUAGGUCCUACCGUGUCGCCCUCGUCGCGGGCCCCUAUAGUAACCCACCGGUGUCCCCUCCUCCUGCUCUCUCCUCACGCCGCGCACACCACGCCGCGUGUGUCUCCAAGGGGUUUUUCGUGUGUGUGUGCCGGUGAGCGGUGUGUGUCGGUGCACGGCGGUGGGUGUGGGCGCGCGCGUGCCCUGGCGUCAUCGCACAUACGCUCUACAACGUACAAGUCCGAAGUCGA